AUGUCACUUCUGAACGGCAGCAGCCUCACCCCCGCUACAUUCAUCCUGAAUGGUAUCCCUGGUCUGGAGGAGGUGCACCUGUGGAUCUCCUUGCCCUUGUUUACCAUGUACAGCAUUGCUCUUAUAGGCAACUGUGGUCUUAUGUACCUCAUCUACACAGAGAAGGUCUUACACAAACCCAUGUACAUCUUCCUCGCUCUUCUUUCCCUCACGGAUCUGCUCAUGUGCACCAGCACCGUUCCCAACACUCUCUGCAUACUGUGGUUCAACCUCAAGGAGAUUGACUUCAAUGCCUGCCUGGCCCAGAUGUUCUUUCUGCACACUUUCUCGGGGAUGGAGUCUGGAGUGCUCAUGCUCAUGGCUCUGGACCGCUACGUGGCCAUCUGCUACCCGCUGCGCUAUGCCACCAUCCUCACCAAUGUGGUCAUCGCCAAAACAGGGCUUCUUGCUUUCCUCAGGGUCGCAGUGCUGGUUGUUCCUUUCUCGUUCCUCAUCAAACGCCUCCCAUACUGUAGGGGCAACGUCAUCCCUCACACCUACUGUGACCACAUGUCUGUUGCCAAGAUAUCCUGUGGGAACAUUAAGGUCAACGCCGUCUAUGGUCUGGUUGUGGUCCUUCUCAUUGGGAGCUUUGACAUCCCGUGCAUCACCAUCUCCUAUACGAUGAUCCUGCGGGCAGUUGUGAGCCUGUCGUCAGCAGAUGCGCGACAGAAAGCUUUCAGCACCUGCACGGCGCACAUUGGUGCCAUCGUCAUCACCUAUGUCCCGGCCUUCUUCACCUUCUUUACACACCGCUUUGGGCAACACACCAUCCCUCCCUACAUACACAUCAUUAUGGCUAACCUCUAUCUACUCACGCCUCCCACGAUGAACCCUAUCAUAUACGGGGUGAAAACCAAGCAGAUACGAGAGAUUGUCACUAGGUUUUUGUAUAGAGGAAAGGAAAAUUCUUCUCUUAACAUUUAA
This is a messenger RNA of Jaculus jaculus (lesser Egyptian jerboa), 966 nucleotides long. Its product is annotated as olfactory receptor 52N1-like. Gene Ontology annotation, cellular component: membrane. Lineage: Eukaryota; Metazoa; Chordata; Mammalia; Rodentia; Dipodidae. The record is from RefSeq and is a predicted model, not a curated record. Gene Ontology annotation, molecular function: olfactory receptor activity; G protein-coupled receptor activity. Gene Ontology annotation, biological process: G protein-coupled receptor signaling pathway. The transcript has a single exon. Bases 1 to 966 code for a protein of 321 amino acids.